AUGUCCACCAACGACGACAGGAAGCUGCCCUAUGUCCGGCUCGGCAACUCGGGCCUCAAGGUCUCCAAGCUCAUCCUCAGCUCGAAGGUCUCGCCGUGGCUCCUUGACGAGGAGGAGUCGAUCGAGCACAUCAAGUAUGCGUACUCGCGCGGUCUGAACACGUUCGACACGGCCAACGCGUACGCUGGCGGCUUGAGCGAGAUUGUCCUCGGCAAGGCUCUCAAGGCCCUCGGCGCACCCCGUGAGUCGGUCGUCGUCCUCACCAAGGUCUUCUUCCCGGUCGCCUCCCCCCUCGGGCAGCCGAGCGAGGAAGAGACCGCCGCCCUGGUCAACCAGCACGGCCUGGGCCGCAAACACAUCUUUGCGAGCAUCAAGGAGUCGCUUGAGCGCCUGCAGCUCGAGUACGUCGACGUCCUCCUGUGCCACCGCUUCGACUAUGACACGCCGAUCGAGGAGACGAUGCAGGCGCUGCAUGAUGUCGUCAAGGCUGGGUAUGCGCGCUACAUUGGCAUGUCGAGCUGCCAUGCAUGGCAGUUCCACCAGAUGCAGAACUACGCCAUCACCCACAACCUCACGCCGUUCAUCUCGAUGCAAAACUUCCACAACGCGUGCUACCGCGAGGAGGAGCGCGAGAUGGUGCCCACGCUCAAGCUGUUCGGGUGCGGCAUGAUCCCGUGGUCGCCCCUGCAGCGCGGGUUCCUCACCCGCCCGGUGGGCGAGGAGACGAAGCGCCAGGUGAACGACUGGGGCUUCAAGUCCCGUCUGGGCGGGGACGGGCCGGACGCGGCGCAGAUCGCCAUCAACGAGCGCGUGCAGGCCAUCGCCAAGGCGCGCGGGGUCAGCAUGGCGCAGGUCGCCGUCGCGUGGUCGCUUGCCAACGAGUUUGUGACUGCGCCGGUUGUCGGCACGACGAGCCUCGCCAAGCUCGAAGACCUCAUUGCCGGCGUGUUCUUCAAGCUUACCCCCGAGGAGAAGAAGAGCAUCGACGACGCCUACGUCCCGCGUGCGGUGGUGAGUGCUGUGACGAGCGGCGCGGGCUGA
Vanrija pseudolonga is the source of this 1041-nucleotide messenger RNA. RefSeq names its product Versiconal hemiacetal acetate reductase. The transcript has 6 exons. The coding region runs from base 1 to 1041 and encodes 346 amino acids. The record is from RefSeq and is a predicted model, not a curated record. Lineage: Eukaryota; Fungi; Basidiomycota; Tremellomycetes; Trichosporonales; Trichosporonaceae.